Molecule: messenger RNA, 2769 nt
Organism: Camelus dromedarius (Arabian camel)
Lineage: Eukaryota; Metazoa; Chordata; Mammalia; Artiodactyla; Camelidae
Gene: FBXL19
Product: F-box and leucine rich repeat protein 19
Exons: 11
Coding region: 353-2377 (674 amino acids)
Biological process (GO): protein demethylation; regulation of transcription by RNA polymerase II
Molecular function (GO): protein binding; DNA binding; transcription coregulator activity
Source: RefSeq, a predicted model, not a curated record
GGGGCCCGGGCAGAAGCUGUGCACCCUGCGCCCGAGGAGCCCCCGUUGGCCUGGGGGGGCUGAGGGACUGAGCCCCCCAGAGCAGGACCUCCCCCUGGAAGGGCCGCGCCGCAGCCCGUGGGAGGGCCUCGCCCCCGGCGCCCCCCAUCUCCACUCGCCGCCGUCCCGGCCUCCGCCGGAGGGAGGGGCCGAGCGCCCUCGGGGGGCCGUGGACCCCGGCGUUCUGAGUGUUCCGCGCCCCGCGCCGCCCGGCCCCCCCGCCGCCGAUGGCCGCCGACCCGCCGGGAGCUGCCGAGAAGGGAGAGAUGGCUCCCGGGACACGUGUGAGCCCUCGGCGUUGCUGACGCCCCCAAUGUCGUCGAGCAGCCGGGGGCCGGGGGCCGGAGCGCGCCGACGCCGAACCCGCUGCCGCCGCUGCCGGGCCUGUGUGCGAACUGAGUGCGGGGACUGCCACUUCUGCCGAGACAUGAAGAAGUUCGGGGGGCCCGGGCGCAUGAAGCAGUCGUGCCUGCUCCGGCAGUGCACUGCCCCCGUGCUCCCACACACAGCUGUGUGCCUCUUGUGUGGGGAGGCUGGGAAGGAGGACACAGUGGAGGGAGAGGAAGAGAAAUUUGGUUUGAGCCUCAUGGAGUGUACAAUCUGCAACGAGAUCGUCCACCCUGGCUGCCUGAAGAUGGGGAAAGCUGAGGGUGUCAUCAAUGCAGAGAUCCCCAACUGCUGGGAGUGCCCUCGCUGCACCCAGGAAGGCCGGACCAGCAAGGAUUCAGGUGAGGGACCAGGCCGUCGCAGGGCUGACAACGGCGAGGAGGGCGCCAGCCUGGGGAGUGGAUGGAAGCUGACGGAGGAGCCGCCACUUCCACCACCCCCACCCAGGCGCAAGGGUCCCUUACCUGCUGGGCCCCCCCCAGAGGACGUGCCUGGGCCCCCCAAAAGAAAGGAGAGGGAGGCAGGGAAUGAGCCCCCUACCCCAAGGAAAAAGGUGAAAGGAGGCCGAGAGAGGCACCUGAAGAAGGUGGGUGGAGACGCCUGCCUCCUCCGAGGAUCGGACCCAGGCGGCCCUGGCCUUCUGCCCCCCAGGGUUCUGAAUCCGAGCCAGGCUUUCUCGUCCUGCCACCCUGGGCUCCCUCCCGAGAACUGGGAGAAACCAAAGCCGCCUUUGGCCUCUGCUGAGGGCCCGGCGGUGCCGUCUCCAUCACCACAGAGGGAGAAGCUAGAGCGUUUCAAGCGGAUGUGCCAGCUGCUGGAGCGGGUGCCUGACACGUCCUCGUCCUCAUCGGACUCAGACUCGGACUCAGACUCCUCAGGCACAUCGCUGAGUGAGGAUGAGGCUCCUGGCGAGGCCCGGAAUGGGCGACGCCCUGCCCGGGGCAGCUCGGGCGAGAAGGAGAACCGUGGGGGGCGGCGGGCUGUGCGCCCCGGCAGUGGGGGGCCCCUCCUCAGCUGGCCCCUGGGCCCCGCCCCACCACCCCGGCCCCCACAGCUGGAGCGGCAUGUCGUCCGGCCCCCACCUCGAAGCCCUGAGCCCGACACGCUGCCUUUGGCUGCUGGAUCCGACCACCCCCUGCCCCGGGCCGCCUGGCUUCGUGUCUUCCAGCACCUCGGGCCCCGAGAGCUAUGCAUUUGCAUGCGUGUCUGCCGGACUUGGAGCCGCUGGUGCUACGACAAGCGUCUGUGGCCACGAAUGGACCUGAGCCGUCGGAAGUCACUGACCCCGCCCAUGCUUAGUGGUGUGGUUCGACGCCAGCCUCGAGCCCUGGACCUCAGCUGGACAGGUGUCUCCAAGAAGCAGCUCAUGUGGCUUCUGAACCGACUGCAAGGCCUGCAGGAGCUGGUGCUCUCUGGCUGCUCCUGGCUCUCUGUCUCUGCCCUGGGCUCUGCCCCACUGCCGGCCCUGCGGCUUCUGGACCUCCGCUGGAUCGAGGAUGUUAAAGACUCCCAGCUCCGCGAGCUGCUGCUGCCUCCGCCAGACACCAAACCAGGGCAAACGGAGAGCCGAGGGCGGCUGCAGGGAGUAGCAGAGCUGCGCCUGGCAGGCCUGGAGCUGACGGAUGCCUCCUUGCGGCUCCUUCUGCGCCAUGCACCCCAGCUGAGCGCCCUGGACCUGAGCCACUGCGCCCACGUUGGGGAUCCCAGCGUCCACCUCCUCACGGCCCCCACCUCCCCUCUCCGAGAGACCCUGGUCCACCUCAAUCUCGCUGGUUGCCACCGCCUCACGGACCACUGCCUCCCGCUGUUCCGCCGCUGCCCGCGCCUACGCCGCCUAGAUCUACGCUCCUGCCGCCAGCUCUCACCUGAAGCUUGUGCCCGGCUGGCAGCUGCCGGGCCCCCUGGCCCCUUCCGCUGCCCAGAGGAGAAGCUACUUCUCAAGGACAGCUAGUUGGGUGCCCCCCCCACCCUCCCCCAGGACUCAUCAGGAGCCUGGACCUCAGGCCUUCAUUUCACCCCUGCCGGGAGGCCAGGUUACCCACCUCAUGACUUGGGAUUCCUGAGUUUUAUGACUUAGGAUUUCUGCCCAGAGACUCGAGCCAGCCUCCCCUUCUCUGCCCCCUGCACUGAUAUCUCUGGGGGUCUCUCUUUCCCAUCCCCUCCCCCUUCCACCUGCUUCAUUGUCCAUCCCCUGGGGGGAGUGGGUCAGAGGUACUGGGGGUGCUGAGCCAAAGGGAUGGUGGGAGGGGGGUUGAGGUGCAAGUUUGAGGGAGGGAGAAUGGGGAAAGGGUAUCUGCACACAGGAUACUGGGACCCAGAGGGCUGGGGGAGGUAGAGGAUGGG